AUGGUGCUAAGAAUGGCGAUACUCACUGGCAAUGCCGACUACGAUGCCGGCGAAACGUCUAGGAAUCUCGAUAAUCUUCUCGGCUCCUUGGGCCGACGAGAACAUUCUCCAGUCCAUCCCACAGCUAACAUCUCCUCGUCGUCGACCUCUGAAUUUUCCGUGGUCGGCUUCCUUCUGGUACAUUAUCCUGCCAGCCACUGGUCAUAUCUGCAGGCCCAGCUUACGCGACAACUCGAUUGCCUGGCUCGUCGCGUUACCCAGCAUAACAUGCGCCUGUUGGCUGCCCAACAUGGUCCUACACUAAUGCAUUUGCAAUCAGCUUCUACUCUCACGUCUAAACCUCGAGAAAAAGCCACAAAUGAAGCCUCUUCUCAGCCAUCUAGCACUCCUUCCACUAAACUCAUCUGCGAUUCAUCAGAAACUGAUCAGCCUACUGAUCUGCAUAUCUUGCUUGUGUUGCUCGUCGCACUGGGUGGUGGUGACGCCGACGACUGGGUGGCUCCUGAUAUUUCAUCUUCAACCUCUCCAUCAGCCUCUAUUGUCACCAAACCUACCUCUUCUUCAUAUUCUCUUCAUAAUUCCUUUUCACCGUCUUGUGCCUUACAUUUCUUCUCUGCUCCUAAGACUUCUAUCGCAGCUGAGGCAACUGCAACAAAGGCUAUUUCUCCCUCUGUUUGGCGAGCAAACGCUGCGAGUGGUGCGGCCGGUGGUCGUCAGUUGAUUCGUGGACUGGCAGCACAGCAGGCAUACUCUGUAUGGCAUGCAGACCCUCCGGGGCCAGACCGGCUCCUUACAGAGCCACCCUCAUAUUGGACCGACUCCAAUUUGCUGCUUGAUCAUACUGCCGAAUUUUGCCAGUCUACAUCACAACCUCUUUCACAUGCUAACGGCCACCUGUCCGACUUUAAAUCAUCUGAUUCUGUCGCUUUGUCACGUCUAAAAUGUGCCUGUGUCCCGGGAGCAUGUCACCAUUCCGAUCCAAGUCGCCAGACGGGGCAUUCUGUGGAUAGUCUUCAGCAAGAAUCAGGCUUUCUUGAUUGGAUGGCUCGGACCGCAAAGCCGGGAUUGGCUUUUCUCUAUCUAACUCAUGAAAAGGAUUAUUUCCUGUCAUUUUAA
Molecule: messenger RNA, 1116 nt
Organism: Protopolystoma xenopodis
Lineage: Eukaryota; Metazoa; Platyhelminthes; Monogenea; Polystomatidea; Polystomatidae
Source: the annotation of a GenBank genome assembly